Prunus mume (Japanese apricot) is the source of this 1736-nucleotide messenger RNA. NCBI's taxonomy places the organism in Eukaryota, Viridiplantae, Streptophyta, Magnoliopsida, Rosales, Rosaceae. The record is from RefSeq and is a predicted model, not a curated record.
CGGCUUUUUGUAUGUGGAAAAAGAUGGUCAGACUCAGAGCACUUAUAUGCUGUAUCUUUGUAUCUUGGUUUUCAUUAUCUUUAGCUGAAUAUGUUGAAGUCAGCGUUGAAGGGGUUACUUCAAUAGCCAGCACGGAUGAUAAUUUCAUAUGUGCAACUCUGGACUGGUGGCCAACUAACAAAUGUGACUACAAUCAGUGUCCAUGGGGAAAGGCUGGCAUCUUCAAUCUGGAUUUGGAUAACAAGAUCUUGAACAAUGCUAUCAAGGCUUUCAAUCCAAUGAGAAUCAGAGUUGGAGGCUCAUUGCAAGAUCAGGUGAAUUAUGGUGUUGGAUAUGGAGUUAAAUCAUGUGAAGGUUUCAAAAAACAAGAGUCUGGUUUGUUCGGGUUCAGUGAUGCUUGCCUUGACCAGAAAAGAUGGGAUGAGCUCAAUGACUUCUUUAACAAUACAAAAGCUAAAAUCACAUUUGGGUUGAAUGCCCUCCAAGGGAAGCAAGUGUCUCCCAAAGACAAAAGUCUCCGGAUUGGUGACUGGGACCCGCAAAACUCUCGGGAUCUCAUGGAGUACACUAUUGCAAAGGGUUACCAGAUUGAUUCAUAUGAGCUUGGAAAUGAGCUAGCCGGGAGUGGGGUUGCUGCAAGGAUAGAAAGUGAUCAAUAUGCAAAAGACAUCAAAAAGCUCAAAGAAGUUGUGACAGAAUUGUACCCAGAUGCCUCUAAACGACCAAAGAUUAUAGGCCCAGCUAGCUUUUAUGACAAAAAAUGGUAUGAAAACUUCCUGCAAGCUACAGGACCCGGUGUCGUAGACGUGGUAACCCAUCACCUCUACAAUCUUGGUGCAGGUGUUGAUCCCGCCCUUAUCGACAGGGUUCAAGACCCAUUUUUCCUUUCAGAGAUAGCUGAGACAUUUUAUGAUCUGUCAAAUACAGUCAAGGAGUUUGGGCCAUGGUCAGAAGCUUGGGUUGGGGAAGCAGGUGGAGCUUAUAACAGUGGUGGCAAAGAUGUGUCACACACCUUUGUUAAUGGCUUCUGGUACUUGGACCAACUUGGCAUGACAUCAACCUACAACCAUAAGGUUUACUGCAGACAAGCCUUGAUUGGAGGGAACUAUGCUCUUCUUAAUACCACAACAUUCAUCCCUAAUCCAGACUAUUAUGGUGCUCUUUUGUGGCAUCGACUAAUGGGAAAUAGGGUGCUCUCCACCACGCACCUUGGCUCCCCUUAUUUGCGUGCAUAUUCCCAUUGCUCAAAGAAUCAGAAGGGUAUCACUCUAGUUUUGAUCAACAUGUCCAACACGACCACCUUCGACGUUGCUGUCCACCCCGACUACAAUUUGUAUCUGGGGCCAAUACGGGUGAGAAAGCAUGGUCGUAUAGUUGGACGAGAAAGAGAAGAGUAUCAUUUGACACCAGAAGGUGGCAAUAUUCAAAGUGAUGUGCUGCUGCUCAAUGGAAAUCCUUUGAAGCUCACAAAUUCAUCAGACAUUCCUAAAAUGGAACCAAAACUUGUGGAUCCUACCUCUGCCAUCAGUGUUGCAGCUGAUUCAAUUGUCUUUGUAUCUAUUAAAGACUUCCAUGCCCCUGCUUGCGCUUAGCAUAAACUUUUUGUUAUAUAAUUCAUUAGCUGCCUUUUUUUUUGGGUUCUUAGAAUAAAAUGUCUUUAGUUUUGGUAGGGUUGUAAUCUAAGUACUCUGCCGAAAUAGAAGAUUAGCAUUGUUAUCUGUGAUGUUGUGAUCACA